AUGCCGGGCCGCACUGGUGCUUCGAAAGUAUCGAAGAAAAGUUCGUCCUCUUCUGGCGACGGUAUCUCGCCCGAACCUUCUACUCAGGCCCCUGUGCAGAGCACUGGAAGUGCACCCCAAUACAAUCUUUCGAACACGACUCAAAUCGAACACUCCGUUAUCAAGUUUUUGGAGAUGUUGAAGCGUCUGGAGGAACUAUCACCAACUUUGGACACGUACCAGGAGUUAUUGAAAGACACGAACAAGCUCGAUAUUCAAGUGAUCCCACCUCUCUCCAGAUACAUGCUAAAGUUUGCCGCAGAGUUGAAAACACUGCAACUGUUAGGGAAGACGCCCAACUUUGAAGAGAUCAAAAACUACGAGUCUCAAUUCAAACCGUUCGACCCUGAACCAAUAUUUUCCGAGAUUUCCAAAUCAGAUAUCAAGAAGAUUAAACAGGUGAGCAAGAAAUGCAAGUCUAACGUGGAAGACAAUAAAGAUAUGGGCACCGAAAACAAGAGGAAGGCAGGUACUGCUGGAUCUUGGCCUCCACCGUUACCAGAAAUUAAGAACCCGGCGAUCAGAGCGCGUGUGUUUCUUCACAAGUCCGUUAUUAAGGACAAAGUGUUUCUGGACGAACAGCAUAAGAUAGAGUCGCACAACGAAAGAUUGGAGUUUUUAGGAGACUCGGUGAUGAACUUCGUCGUCACUAAGAUUAUUUACAAGAGAUUCCCAAGUUACGACGAUGGACAACUGACCAUUCUACGUCAGAAAUUGAUCAACAACAACCAAAUCAGAGAGUUUUCCGAACUUUACGGGCUCAGCAACAUGUUGAGGUCGAACAUCAAUCUUUUCGGCAAGUUCUCUGACUACCAGACGGGGAAAAAGAAAGUGGAAGCUGACGUAUUCGAGUCGUACAUCGGUGGACUCGUUGAAGAUGACCCUGAAAACCAUCUGGAAACAGUAUAUCGCUGGUUGGAUGUUCUGAUGGGCCCGACCAUCGAGAGAGUCACGAAACGACAGAUCAGUUUGCAGGAGAAUGACUCGACGAAUUUUGACGCAAAGAGAGAGCUGUACUCUCUUAUUGGGUACGCCGCUCUCGGGUUGAAGUACAAAACCGUUAGGCACGCUACACCAACAGACUCAACUGUCACUGUGCAGUGUGUUGUUGGAGAUGGGACAGUCCUCGGCGCGGGGACGGGUAAAAACAUCAAAGUUGCAGGUGCUCGUGCUGCGGAGAACGUGCUUCAGAACAAAGAACUUGUUGAGAAAUACGCCAACCUGCGCGCUGCUAUCCCAAGAGAUCAGUCAGCGGUGAAGAACACUGAACACCCAGCAAAACGCACUCAGGACAAGCAACAAUUAGAUGAUGCAUCUGGUAAGAAGGGUAAAAUCAGUGUGGAUUCGAAUGGUCAGUUUAUAAUGUCGUAG
Huiozyma naganishii CBS 8797 is the source of this 1410-nucleotide messenger RNA. It is a transcript of the gene RNT1, whose product is annotated as ribonuclease III. NCBI's taxonomy places the organism in Eukaryota, Fungi, Ascomycota, Saccharomycetes, Saccharomycetales, Saccharomycetaceae. Gene Ontology annotation, biological process: rRNA processing. The transcript has a single exon. The record is from RefSeq and is a predicted model, not a curated record. Bases 1 to 1410 code for a protein of 469 amino acids. Gene Ontology annotation, molecular function: ribonuclease III activity; double-stranded RNA binding.